Molecule: messenger RNA, 2575 nt
Organism: Trichomycterus rosablanca
Lineage: Eukaryota; Metazoa; Chordata; Actinopteri; Siluriformes; Trichomycteridae
Gene: tm9sf4
Product: transmembrane 9 superfamily protein member 4
Exons: 18
Coding region: 8-1963 (651 amino acids)
Biological process (GO): protein localization to membrane
Cellular component (GO): membrane
Source: RefSeq, a predicted model, not a curated record
GUCUCGAAUGACACGUGUAUUCAACAUGGCGGCCGCGAUGGAGACGCGGAUCGUGCUACUGCUUUCAAUACUGCCUUUGGUCAAGCCGUUUUACGUGCCCGGUGUAGCACCCAUUGAUUUCCAUCUUAACGACCCUGUCGAGAUCAAGGCAGUAAAGCUGACCAGUUCUAGGACGCAGCUACCCUACGAAUACUACUCACUACCGUUCUGUCGACCUCCAAGCAUUGUGUAUAAAGCAGAAAACCUGGGUGAGGUCUUGCGAGGCGACCGUAUUGUAAACACAGCGUACCAGAUGCGGAUGAUCCAGGACAAGAAGUGUGAACUGGUGUGUGAAAAACCAGAGCAGCCCACUAAGCUGAGCAUGGCCAACAGCAAGCUGAUCGCUGAGCGCAUCCAGGAAGAAUACUACGUUCAUCUGAUUGCAGAUAAUCUUCCAGUGGCCACCAGGCUGGAGUUUUACCCAAACAGAGAGGCAGGGACAGAUGAGGACCAGAAGAAAGACACACUUAAAGAUAUCCAAUUUGAACAUGGCUACAGACUGGGCUUCACUGACAACAACAAGUACUAUUUACACAACCACCUGUCCUUCAUCCUGUACUACCACAAAGAAAAGGUAGAGGAGGAAAAAGAGCACAAUUACAGAGUUGUGCGCUUCGAGGUGGUGCCACAGAGUGUCAAACUAGAAGAUCUGAAGGCUGAUGGAAACGGUGCGUGUACGUUACCAGAUGCCAGCAAUUCUGCCCCUCAGGAGAUUGACCCAUCUAAAGAGAACAAUGUGCUCUUUUCCUACUCUGUGCAUUGGGAGGAGAGUCAGGUGAAGUGGGCAUCUCGCUGGGACACAUACCUCACCAUGAGCGAUGUGCAGAUCCACUGGUUCUCCAUAGUCAACUCGGUGGUGGUGGUCUUCUUCUUAUCAGGUAUCCUGAGUAUGAUCAUCAUCAGGACCCUGAGGAAAGACAUCGCCAACUACAACAGAGAGGAUGACCUUGAAGACACCAUGGAGGAGUCUGGCUGGAAGAACGUGCAUGGAGAUGUCUUCCGACCACCCCAGUAUCCCAUGAUCCUUAGUUCUCUGCUAGGUUCAGGGAUUCAGCUCUUCUGCAUGGUUCUCAUUGUAAUCUUUGUGGCCAUGCUGGGUAUGCUGUCUCCAUCCAGUCGAGGGGCUCUGAUGACCACUUCCUGCUUUUUAUUUAUGUUCAUGGGUGUAUUUGGAGGCUUCUUUGCUGGUAGACUGUACCGUACUUUGAAAGGCCACAGAUGGAAGAAAGGAGCUUUCUGUACUGCAACUUUGUACCCUGCGGUCGUGUUUGCCAUCUGUUUCGUGCUGAACUGUUUUAUUUGGGGGGAGCACUCGUCUGGAGCUGUGCCGUUCACCACCAUGCUCGCUCUAUUGUGCAUGUGGUUCGGGAUUUCCAUGCCUCUGGUGUAUCUGGGCUACUAUUUCGGCUUCCGCAAACAGCCGUACGAUAAUCCGGUGCGCACCAAUCAGAUCCCUCGGCAGGUUCCAGAGCAGCGUUGGUACAUGAACAAGUUUGUUGGGAUCCUGAUGGCUGGCAUCCUCCCAUUUGGUGCCAUGUUUAUUGAACUUUUCUUCAUCUUCAGUGCUAUUUGGGAAAACCAGUUUUACUAUUUGUUUGGCUUCCUCUUCCUGGUCUUCAUCAUCCUGGUCGUGUCCUGCUCACAGAUCAGUAUUGUCAUGGUUUACUUCCAGCUGUGUGCAGAGGACUACCGAUGGUGGUGGAGGACAUUCUUGGUGUCAGGAGGUUCUGCCUUUUAUGUGCUCAUCUAUGCCAUUUUCUACUUCAUUAAUAAGCUGGACAUUGUGGAGUUCAUUCCCUCGUUGCUGUAUUUCGGCUACACGGCCCUGAUGGUUUUAUCCUUCUGGCUCCUAACUGGGACGAUCGGUUUCUACGCAGCGUACAUGUUCAUACGCAAAAUUUACGCCGCAGUCAAGAUCGACUGAGCCCCAGUCCGUCUUCGUUUUGUUACCUUUUUCAUUUCUUUUACUUUACCUUCUGGUUUGGCGAGCAAGCACUGAUGUAAGUGGGAGAUGUGAGUGUAUGGGGAUGUGAUGAAGUGACUUGUAUGCAGCUCCGCACCUGUGGACUGGAGGAGAACCGUACAGGUGAUUUGUGCACAGACCAGUCGCUCCUCCACUCGAAAAGAGAUUUCAUUGCUAUGGAUUGUAGAAUUAUCAUUUAUUAUUUUAUAUUUAAAUCUUCUUGCACACACCACAUGGGCCAAAGUUUGUGAUAUGUUGUUUUUUUUGUCUCAUUGUAAUUAGAAUACAUGAUGAUAUCAUUUUACGCACAGUAGUCAUCUUUUACUUUAUUGUGGUAAUAUGAAACAGUUCAUAUGUGUCUGGUUUAAAGUGAAGUGUUUGUUGUUCAUUAGCUGUGUGGGAACGGCAUGUUGAACAAGAAAUUGUCCAUAGCCUUUUUUAAAUUUAAAACUACUGGGCCACCGUUACUGGCAAUAUGGGUUUUUAAAGAUGCACUCGGAUUAGGAUUUGAUUUGCGUUCACCUUCCCAGAAUAUUUUGAACACACUGAAUAAAGAAAAACAUUUAAAGAUUC